AUGACCCUGGGCUGUAAGGCCCUCCAGUGGACCAUCAUGUGCUUCAACUCGGUGAUCAAACCACAAGGUCAACACCCAGGAGAAUGCUGGUUCAAUCCCACCUUUAGUCACAUGUUCAUUAAGGUCAUCUAUGUAGAAAAACCAAGAGGCAAUGAUGGGACAUCCCACCCCCCAUUUUUGGAGGCCACUGGGAGGUCCCAUGAUAGCCUUGGAGGCUACUUUGGGAUGUCCCAACCCCCUCUGUGGAGAUGCUACCAUGGGACAUGCCACCCCCUUCUCUGGAGGCCAGUGCUUCAAGACAACCAGAUCCACCAUGCAGAGCACAGUGAAGGGCCAAUGUCACAGAUUAAAUGGGGGAAAAUUGUGCAGCUGCAAAUGGUAACAGCAUGGUGGGUCUGA
Messenger RNA from Pisolithus orientalis, 399 nucleotides. RefSeq lists its product as uncharacterized. The transcript has 5 exons. The coding region runs from base 1 to 399 and encodes 132 amino acids. The record is from RefSeq and is a predicted model, not a curated record. Lineage: Eukaryota; Fungi; Basidiomycota; Agaricomycetes; Boletales; Pisolithaceae.